Messenger RNA from Erigeron canadensis, 1877 nucleotides. Its product is annotated as O-fucosyltransferase 1-like. The record is from RefSeq and is a predicted model, not a curated record. Gene Ontology annotation, cellular component: endosome; cytoplasm; trans-Golgi network. Lineage: Eukaryota; Viridiplantae; Streptophyta; Magnoliopsida; Asterales; Asteraceae. Bases 200 to 1741 code for a protein of 513 amino acids. The transcript has 9 exons.
AUAAAUUAGAAACUUUGACAUCAUUCCAUGUGGCUUGAUCUCAUUUGAUUAGAAGGGAUUAUUAGGUUGAUUAAUGGAAAAAAAUACAAACACUGUGUAGAAGUUGAGUAGAUCUGUGAUCUGUCUAUCAAAAUCUCUAGUGGACUGAAAGCUGAAGAAGUCGAUCGGGGGAAUCUAUCUAAAUCUAAAUUGCAUAUAAAUGAAGAGGCCUGGUGGAGAAGGAACGACGUCGUUUAAGAAAUUGCAUAAUAAACAGCAGUUGAAACCAGUAAAAAAAGGAGUGUCUGUUAAACUUGGAGUUGCUGCUGUUUUACUAAUUGCCUUCCCAACACUUUACUUCUUUUACUUCUUCAAUGCUGCUGCUGCUUCUGCUUCUGCCACUAACUCUUCAUCCAAGCAGAUUGAUGUACAGAAACUAUGGGAUGCUGCUGAUUCUGAUGGGUGGAGGCCAUCAUCUAUUCCAAGAUCUGACUGGCCACCUCCUCCAAGUGAGAGCAAUGGGUAUCUACGUGUCCGUUGUAAUGGGGGUCUAAAUCAGCAGCGGACAGCGAUCUGUAACGCGGUUCUUGCUGCACGAAUUAUGAAUGCCACCCUUGUGCUGCCUGAGUUAGAUGCAAAUUCCUACUGGCAUGAUGAUAGCGGUUUCCAGGGUAUUUAUGAUGUUAGUCAUUUUAUAAAGUCACUGCAAAAUGAUGUACGGAUUGUAGAAAGCAUACCUGAAAUUGAAAAGAACGGGAAAACUAAGAAGAUAAAAGCUUUUCAGCUACGGCCGCCUAGAGAUGCUCCUAUCAUGUGGUAUACUACUGUUGCAUUAGAGAAAAUGAAGGAACAUGGUGCUGUAUAUCUCACUCCCUUUUCCCACAGACUAGCAGAAGAGGUCGACAACCCUGAAUACCAACGGUUAAGAUGCAGGGUCAAUUAUCAUGCUCUCAUAUUUAAGCCACACAUCAUGGAAUUAAGUCACCAGAUAGUGAAUACACUUCGCUCCCAAGGUCAUUUCAUGUCAAUACAUCUUCGGUUUGAAAUGGAUAUGCUGUCUUUUGCAGGGUGCUUCGAUAUAUUUUCCGCCAAGGAACAAAAGAUAUUGAAAAAGUAUCGUAAGGAAAACUUUGCUGAGAAGAAACUUAUCUAUAGUGAAAGGAGAGCCAUCGGAAAAUGUCCAUUAACUCCAGAAGAGGUUGGUUUGAUCUUACGCGGAAUGGGGUUUGACAAUUCCACUCGAAUAUACCUUGCAGCCGGAGAAUUAUUUGGUGGUGAGCGGUUCAUGAAGCCGUUUAGGUCUAUGUUUCCACUGCUUGAGAAUCACAGCACUGUGGAUUCAUCUGAGGAGUUGAAAGAUAACACACAAGGUUUACUUGGUUCUGCCGUUGAUUACAUGGUUUGUCUAUUGUCAGAUAUUUUUAUGCCUACAUAUGAUGGCCCAAGCAACUUUGCCAAUAACCUCCUUGGCCAUCGCCUCUACAACGGUUUCCGGACUGCAAUCCGACCAGACAGAAAAGGUCUUGCCCCCAUCUUUAUUCACCGUGAAAAGGGACAGGUAGCUGGUUUUGAAGAUGCAGUCAGACACGUGAUGCUGAAAACGAGCUUUGGCGGGCCUCACAAGCGAGUCUCACCUGAAUCUUUUUAUACAAAUUCUUGGUCAGAAUGCUUCUGUCAAACAUCGGCAUCAAAUCAUGCUCAUAGAUGUCCAUCUGAUAGUGAACAUGAAGUGACUGAUAACUCAAAUGGCAAAAGAGAAUAGCUGACUAAUUAUUAUGGCAAUCAUCAUUCUUUGGUAUAAUUGGUUUGUGGUUAUCUACAUGUAGAUGUAGCCCUACUUAACUAUGAGAUAUGUGUGCAACUAAGGUGUAAUGGCAAAACACUUUUAAGUUGUAUUA